Messenger RNA from Melampsora larici-populina 98AG31, 1875 nucleotides. Its product is annotated as lipase. NCBI's taxonomy places the organism in Eukaryota, Fungi, Basidiomycota, Pucciniomycetes, Pucciniales, Melampsoraceae. The record is from RefSeq and is a predicted model, not a curated record. The coding region runs from base 1 to 1875 and encodes 624 amino acids. The transcript has 18 exons.
AUGGUAGGUUUAGUAUACCUUUUGUUCAGCCUUGCCGGCCUCCGAUAUGCAUCUGCUGCUAUCUUACCACAGCCAGCCGCCGAAAGUCAUUCUCGUCGAAAUGGUCUUCUCGGAUUAGGAAAUGUCCCAGUCUUGGGUCCCUUGGUUGAUAAAGUCACUUCAACCCUUUUACCAACCGACAAAUCGAAUACGCGAAAAUCGAUUUCUGGCACAGGUUCUGUCAAGGUGGUUCUAGAUUACGGCGAUUUCAAUGGAAAUACUAAUAACCAUGUGGACCAGUUUUAUGGGAUUCCUUAUGCUGAACCACCUGUGGGCGCACGUAGGUUGACAAAUCCCAUCUUUCCUUUGGGAAAGUAUCCGAAUUUUGAUGCAACAAGGACACCACCUAGUUGUGCUCAGCAAGUCCUUACGGGAGGAGGCAACAUACUCUUUAACAUUGCAACUGUUGUGACUGAUGAACUAGACAAACUUCCGAUUUAUGGACCAGGAAUCGGAGGUCAAGAAGACUGUCUUACUUUAGAUGUCUUACGUCCUACAGGAGUUCAAAAAGGAGCCAAGCUGCCUGUCAUGUUUUGGAUCUACCCAGGAGAUUUUGCAUUCGGUUCAUCAACACUUCUUCAAGGUAACACCUGGGUCGAAAAAAGUGUUGCUUUGGGAAAACCUGUCAUCUUUGUUGCAAUUAACCACAGAAUGGGUGCCUUUGGGUUCCUGGGAGGAAAACAAGUUGGGGCUGCAGGAGUUGGUAAUCUUGGGUUAAAAGACCAACGUCUUGCGAUGAAAUGGGUUCAAAAAUAUAUUUCCGAGUUUGGUGGAGACCCUACUAAAGUGAUGAUCUUUGGUGAAUCAUCUGGUUCGAUUUCUGUUUCUCAUCAUUUGUUUAUCAAUCAUGGAAACAAUGAGGGACUUUUUAGAGCUGCUAUCUGUGAAUCCGGAACUGCUUUUCCAGUUGGAACUUUGGCUGAAGGAGCGGGUCAAACUACUUAUGAUGCUAUCUUAAAAGACACUGGAUGUUGGAACAGGACUGACACACUUGGGUGCUUGCGAAGUGUGAAUUACUCUACUUUAUACAUACAAGUAAGUACUCAUCACACUUCUUAUCACAGCGCAGCAUCAAACCGAUUACCGGGUCCUUUCUCUGGAGGCUCUUACCCCUUGGCCUAUGCACCGUACGUUGAUGGAGAAUUUGUCACAGGAAGUAUGGAUGAUAAUCUCGAUGCCGGAAAAUUUGCACGUGUACCUUUGAUCACCGGAACAGAAGAUGAUGAAGGGACCUUCUUAACGUUAGGUGUGGCACCAUCAAUUCUCACUGAAUCGAAUUUGAAGAAAUAUCUUUCACGCUUGGUACCAAGAGCUACUCAAGAACAAAUCGAUUACGUCACCACUGUUUACCCUCAAGAUCCAACCCAAGGUUCACCUUUCAACACUGGAAUCCUCAAUACUCUCACUCCAGUCUUCAAACAAUAUGCUGCUAUCUUUGGUGAUGUAGGCUUCCAGGGAUUACGUCGGCUCGUCUCGAGGAAGGUGAACAGACAUAUGCCUACUUGGGGUUACAUUGAUCGUGGGAUGAAAUCGAUCCCAAUCUUCGGUACAACACAUACUAUCGAAUUGCUUUCAACUUUUAAUGUUAUUCCAGGACCUAGAGCUAACGAUUUCCAAGCUCGUUGGAUAGCCUUUGCUAAUAAUCUAGAUCCUAAUGUACCAGGACUUCCUAGAUGGGAAAAGUAUGGGGGUAUAAAUGGUACAGAUGAUUUUAGAGGAAACGUACUUCAAUUCCAAUCAUCUGGUUCAACUGGAACUAUCCCUGAUGAUUUUAGAUCAACUCAAAUUAAUUAUUAUUUGGAUAAUCUCAAGACUUUCAGACUUAUUUCUGCCUAA